GUGGUGUAAUUGUUUUAUAUGUUAAAAGACUGGUGAAUAUUGAUGACUUUGUGUAAAACACAAAAUAAUAGUAACUCUUACUAUGUCUUCCAAGUAACAGCUUGUUAUUGCUACUCAAGUAGUAACUGUUAUAAAUCACUGUUAAUGUUACUUUUUCAGGCAAUUCGGUUAUAUUACACAUGUUGGUAAAUAAGUUGUAAUAAUGCAAACAAAAAAUUUUUUGGAUGUCGAUGAAUCUAUUAUAGAGAAAAAUCUCAGAAUAAAGAGCAAUGAAGAACAAGACUUUGAAGAAUUUUUUAGUGGAUUCCUUAAUCCAGACUCAGGAAAAUUAAUAAAACCUGCUCCAGGAUUUUGCAUAAAGACUUUUAAAAUUGAUGAUAAGUCCAAGAUAUUUAUAAAUUUAUGUCAUCAUGCUGAAAUUCCACCACCAGAAGAUAUUUCACAGGAAGAAUUAAUUGAAGUACUUAAUUCUAAAGAUCCUGAACGUUACUGUGUUCCAUUAAGUAUUGGCACAGAACAUAAUGAAAUUGAUAAAUCGAAUACACCAGUUAAAGCCUUUGAUGUGGCUGUCAACUCGAAUUUUUUCAGGAAAUGUCAAAACAAUGAAUUAUUCCAAACAUUUAUUGUAUCUGCUACAUUAGAAGGGAUUGCUGAAAAAUUCAAAUUAGAAAUCAGCUCUGAAAAUCCAAUUAUAUUAAAAAAUAGAAAGUGUAUUGGCACUCUACAACAGCAUAGAAUUCAAAAACGACUUCCUAGGCCAUCAUCUAUUAAAAAAAAGCCUUUAAUUCAGGAGUUAGAUUCAAAAAUAUCUUGUUCUCAACUAGAAAUACAUUUAAAACCAGAAUACAAGAUGUACCAACAUCCAGAAAAAGAUCCCAAAAAUUUAAUAAUUGAUGUAUGGCUUCCAGAUAUUAAUUAUGUGCUAGAUAUAGAUGUUAAAUGUGGUGAAGAUUGUUUGAUUUUAAGUACAAAAAAGAAUCCUAAAUAUGAACUUGAUAUUUUUUUACCGUGUAUAAUUAAUCAACAGAGUGCUAUUGUCACAUUCAAUACAAUAACAAAAUUCCUUACAAUAUCAGCUGUUAUUUCAGAUUUACAAUAAAAUAUGUUACUAGAUUUUUAUGUAAAUUAAAACAUCAUUAAUAUUUUUGUUAAAAUAUUAGGAAAAAAUAUUUAACAUUUGUAUAGAGUCUACAUUGAUUCAUUGUAAAAUUAUGUGCCUGUGUAUACAGUAACUGUUAAAUUUCUUUAUAUUACAAAAUUGUAUUAUUUAUAAAAAAAAUUAACAAUAAAUAAUAAAGUAAUGUAUUUUUCAA
This is a messenger RNA of Daktulosphaira vitifoliae (grape phylloxera), 1313 nucleotides long. RefSeq names its product PIH1 domain-containing protein 1-like. NCBI's taxonomy places the organism in Eukaryota, Metazoa, Arthropoda, Insecta, Hemiptera, Phylloxeridae. The record is from RefSeq and is a predicted model, not a curated record. The transcript has 8 exons. The coding region runs from base 203 to 1099 and encodes 298 amino acids. Gene Ontology annotation, biological process: rRNA processing; box C/D snoRNP assembly. Gene Ontology annotation, cellular component: cytoplasm; R2TP complex; ribonucleoprotein complex.